Molecule: messenger RNA, 273 nt
Organism: Clonostachys solani
Lineage: Eukaryota; Fungi; Ascomycota; Sordariomycetes; Hypocreales; Bionectriaceae
Source: the annotation of a GenBank genome assembly
AUGUUGGACAUUUCGCUCCCUACGCCUGGGCGAGCAGGGAAGACCGUGGUUUCCAAUACCGCAUGGCAGCGGGGGGGAUUCAUGCUCAACAUUCUCCGAGUGCCGUUUCUGGGCUCGGAGUGUGGACCGAGCGAAGGCAAGGGCCCGCGGUCCAUCGAGCAGAGAGAUUGUGGAGAUGGGAGGCGCUUUGAUGAUCUGAUCAAAGCGGCUCGACCACAGGCGAUGUGCUCCAACAUCCCAGCCCAGAUUGCGCACAUCUCCAUCGAUCCCUGA